Molecule: messenger RNA, 459 nt
Organism: Symbiodinium natans
Lineage: Eukaryota; Dinophyceae; Suessiales; Symbiodiniaceae
Source: the annotation of a GenBank genome assembly
AUGUCCUGCACCCCGGAUGUUCUGUGGGCGCAGCGCCCAGAUGCGGUGUACCUGACCAUCGACCUGAAAGAAGUUCAGGACAUAAAGGUCAACCUGGAAGCAGAGAAAAUCUCUUUCUCGGGCAAGGCACAAGGCAGUCUUUACGAGUUCUCCUUGGACUUCUUUGCGCCGAUAGCAAAGGAGGAGUCCAAGUGGAGUACCAAGAGGUUAAUAGAGUUCUACCUCAAAAAAGAAGCAGAGGGGAACUGGACGAGCCUCAGCAAGAUAAAGAAGCUUCCUUGGGUGAAGGUGGAUUGGAAAAGAUGGCAGGACUCCGAUGAUGAGGAUGAAGGCAAACAGAACGCCUGGAAUCUGGAUGGACUAGGCGACAUGAAUUUCGGCGAUAUGGGAGCUGAAGCAGAGUAUGACUCUGAUGACGAGGAGUUGCCGGACCUAGAUCCAGCGGAGGCCGUGCAAUGA